Messenger RNA from Gigantopelta aegis, 1892 nucleotides. Its product is annotated as myomodulin neuropeptides-like. The coding region runs from base 377 to 1360 and encodes 327 amino acids. The transcript has 2 exons. The record is from RefSeq and is a predicted model, not a curated record. Lineage: Eukaryota; Metazoa; Mollusca; Gastropoda; Neomphalida; Peltospiridae.
GGGUGGAGCUAUAGCCAACGCAUUUCCCGUGCCAGCCUCUCCUAACGGUUAACGCCAAAUUACUACGGUCGGAUUUGGCGACUCUUUGUAAUUUCCGUAAAGGUUUAUCAAUAUAUAGGCCUGGUCUACCACAUAACACGGCCAGCAAAAGCAAUACUCGGGACCACAGAGGAAAUUUUUGUUUUAUCGACUUCUCAAUUUUGAAGGCACGGGUUCUGACACGUUGUGUUAGAGUAAGUUAAGUGGCCCGCCUGGAAGUGAUUUUCCCGCCGCAACUUGUCUUCUGCCGCAGAAAGAUAUAGAACGUCACUGUGCAUGCUACUUGAUAAGAAGAUUGGGAGUUAAAAAAAAACUGCAAAAAACCAAACAACAUAACAUGAUCAGUUUUCGUCCAUCAAAGGCCGUGAUUUUCGUUCUCCUUGUCGUUUUUAGUGAAGGUUUAACUGAAGAUUCCAAUGAGGAAGAAGACACAGUUUCCAGGCAGAGGCGGUCCUACUUCAUGUCGAGACUGGGCAGAGGUUUGAACAUGCUCCGGCUAGGCAAGCGAGGCCUCAAUAUGUUGCGCCUGGGUCGCUCGUCUCUAGACGCGAACGAGCCACAGGACGAUGUGUUAGACUGGUUACACAACGUGGUGCAAAACGAGGAGAUGUUACACGAUCUCGGAUACGACAGUGCGGUACGCCGGAAAAGAUCAGUGAUUGAUUUUGAAGUUCCAAAAACAGAGGACGCCGAUUUGGAAAAUCAGCAUCAAGAGGAAGAAGAAGAAGAAUGGGCGAAGGAUUAUUUAGAAAAUGGCGUUGAUGAGGAUGAUGAGGAUGAUGUUGGAAAAGAUCUCAGUGACAAUGGCGAUGAAUACUAUGAAACUGAUAAGCGUGGACUCAAUAUGUUACGGCUUGGUAAACGACCAAUGAGCAUGCUGCGUCUUGGAAAACGGCCAAUGAGCAUGCUGCGUCUUGGGAAGCGACCAAUGAGCAUGCUUCGGCUUGGGAAGCGACCAAUGAGCAUGCUGCGUCUUGGAAAACGGCCAAUGAGUAUGCUACGUCUUGGCAAGCGACCAAUGAGCAUGUUGCGGUUAGGAAAACGACCAAUGAGCAUGCUUCGUCUGGGCAAACGACCAAUGAGCAUGCUAAGAUUAGGAAAGCGACCAAUGGGCAUGCUAAGAUUAGGAAAGCGACCAAUGGGCAUGCUAAGAUUAGGAAAGCGACCAAUGGGCAUGCUAAGAUUAGGAAAGCGACCAAUGAGCAUGCUGAGGUUAGGAAAGCGACCAAUGAGCAUGCUGAGAUUAGGAAAGCGACCAAUGAGCAUGCUCCGUCUUGGAAAGCGAAGCGACGAACAAGUCGACAACAAAGUUGAUAACUGAUUGGCGAGGACGUUUGUUGUUCUGAGUCGUUCAUGUGGCACUCACUAGAGUUUUGUAAACUGGCAAUAUUUGUCAUCUCCCAGAAUCAUCGGUUCCUGUUCCAUGUUCCUGAAAAACUAAUGUUGAACUAUUUCAAUAAUGACACAAAAAGUAGUCUCAUCAACACAAUGUAAUGGGACACGAUUUAGGCUGUUACACACUAUCGCAUUUGUCUAGCGUUCUUAUAACUUUUCUUAUUAGCCUUCUGACUCUGAAAAAAAGAAAGAAAUUUCGCACAAGGUAUUAUGGAAAGACAGUAAAUUUAUGAAAAGAAUUCAGUUAAAUGUAGAAUAACAUCCAAUAAUGUUACAUGGUAUGCGAGUGGUGUGAAAAAACCCAUAAAGCAAUAUUUUCUUUUCAAGUCGACCAUUAAACCGACACUUGUAAAUUCAGAUUCAUUUUGUACAUUUUUGUUGUUUGGAUGAAAUAUAUGAUAUUGUUUUAUGUAAUAUGCAGUUGGCAUCAUUACCACGAUAAACUAAAACAAAAUGUA